GGCCUGGACACCAAGGGGGGCGCCGUACCCCGCCCCCCCAGGGCAGACCCCGGGCCCCGAGCCCGCCUCCCGAUCUACCCCUCCCCAGGCACUGCACCAUCCUCUGUCACCAUGGCGACGCGCCCGAGGCCCCGCGCGUCCCCGCCGCCCCGUGCACGCGCUGCGCGGCCGCGAGCGCCAUGGGGGCCGUGCUGCGCUCCGCGCGGCCGCUGCAGCUCACGCUGGCGGUGCUGAAGCCGGACGCCGUGGCCCACCCGCUGGUGCUCGAGGCCGUGCACGAAACCAUCCUAAAUAACAAAUUCCUCAUCGUGCGGACCAAGGAGCUGAUGUGGAGAAGGGAAGAUAGCCAGCGAUUUUACCAGGAGCACUCAGGGCGAUUUUUCUAUCAGAGGCUGGUGGAGUUCAUGGCCAGUGGCCCAAUGCGGGCUUAUAUCCUAGCCCAUGAAGAUGCUGUUGCACGCUGGAGGUCUCUCAUGGGACCCACCAAAGUGUACCGAGCCCGAAACACAGCUCCAGACUCCAUCCGAGGAGCCUAUGGCCUCACUGACACGAGGAACACCACACAUGGCUCAGACUCGGUGGCAUCGGCCCGUAGAGAAAUUGCCCUCUUCUUCCCAGAGUUCAGCGAGAGUCUCUGGUACCAGCAGGACGAGCCACAUCUGCGCUGCGGCCUGGCACGCUACGAUGCAGAGGAGCGUGUUCACAGCCUACCCAAGGCUGGCAGGACAGAGUCAUCCUAGAGCAGAGGGGGAGACUUACCAUUGACUAACCCCCUUGGAGAUGGUGAGGGGGCAUUGCCUUCCACGCAGGAAGUGCUGCUAGCAGCACCAGCUGGACUAUCCCUGUAACAAGGACAGGGAGCUAUGUAAUGUCUGUUACAGUGGGCGAAUACCAGAUGCAAUACACAUUACACCACGC
Mauremys mutica (yellowpond turtle) is the source of this 918-nucleotide messenger RNA. RefSeq names its product NME/NM23 nucleoside diphosphate kinase 6 (gene NME6). Bases 180 to 740 code for a protein of 186 amino acids. The transcript is spliced from 5 exons. Lineage: Eukaryota; Metazoa; Chordata; Testudines; Geoemydidae. The record is from RefSeq and is a predicted model, not a curated record. Gene Ontology annotation, molecular function: nucleoside diphosphate kinase activity. Gene Ontology annotation, biological process: GTP biosynthetic process; CTP biosynthetic process; UTP biosynthetic process.